Messenger RNA from Brachypodium distachyon (stiff brome), 1211 nucleotides. RefSeq lists its product as uncharacterized. Lineage: Eukaryota; Viridiplantae; Streptophyta; Magnoliopsida; Poales; Poaceae. The record is from RefSeq and is a predicted model, not a curated record. The transcript is spliced from 3 exons. The coding region runs from base 129 to 812 and encodes 227 amino acids.
CCGCCAUAAAGCAAGGAACAACGUUAUACAUCGGGCGCGCGCACACGCCCACCAAAGCCAGCACGCACGGGACACAACCGCAUACCGCUGCACCGUAAGUCGCGAGGGGGGAGAACCGGAGAAGAUCGAUGGGGAGCAGCGGGGGCAGCAGCGAGUACUUCCUGCGGCAGCUGAGCUCCAGCGACGGCGCGCCACCUGCGACGCACCAGCACCACCCGGAAGAAUGGGAGUGCGGCGGCGGCGGCAGGCGGGGGUCGAGACGGUGGUCGAGGAAGAAGGCGAGGGCGCGGACCCACCGGCGCGGCGGCGGGUUCUGCGGCAGGGAGCAGGAGCCGGCGGCGGGGGCGGGGAGGAAGAGGGUGAUUGUGGUCGUGGACCAGAGCUCCGGCGCCAAGCACGCCAUGAUGUGGGCGCUCACCCACGUCGCCAGCAAGGGCGACUUCCUCACGCUGCUCCACGUCGUGCCGCACGGCCGCGGCGCCGGGGAGGACGCCUCCGCGCUCGCCAACUCCCUCGGCUCCCUCUGCAAGGCCUGCAAGCCUGAGGUGGAGGUGGAAGCGCUUGUGAUCCAAGGGCCCAUGCUGACCACCGUCCUCAGCCAGGUGAAGAAGCUGGAGGCGUCCGUGCUGGUGCUGAGCCAACGCAAGCCAUCUCCUUUCUGCUGCUUCAUGCGGAGCAGCGGCGAGGAGUUCGUGGAGGAGUGCAUCAACAGGGCGGACUGCCUGACGCUGGCGGUGAGGCGGCAGAGCAAGGGCGUCGGCGGCUACCUCAUCAGCACCCGGUGGCAGAAGAAUUUCUGGCUCCUGGCUUGAUAUUUGACAAGAGCGUACCUACCGGGAAAGUUUUACUGCCGAGGCUAGCUUCUGCCACUGCAAGACUAAUAAGUGAUCACUGCGUUGAUAAAAACCUUCCGGUACUUACUGCAUGAUUGUUUGUGUGCAUGAGUCUGCGUGUGCAUGUGCGUUAUCAUCUUUGUUAGCAAUUAAUAGCUCUUACUUUCUCUGUUGUAAAGCCAAAAGCUGACCCGCUUCAUGUGCUAACAUGUGUAUGUUCUCUGCGUGUAUGUAAGUUUUUUUUUUAACUUGUGUGUGUUUGUUUGAUUGGUGAGCUAGCUCGAGCAACACAGACAGUGCAUGGACUACCAUUUGUAAUUUUGUAUCAUUACGCGACGUUUUAAUUAGUACCAUCUGAGGAUGUUUUAUUCUUUCUUU